UGUGACACUGUAGACAUCUACAAUGAACAACUCCACUAGUAAAAACUGUGUAGAUAUCACAAAUUAACAUUCUGACUGUUGAGAAUUAAGUUAUAUUUAUCAUAAAUUAGUACUGCAACUAAUCAAAAUUCCAUUAUGGAAAUUACUUGGAAUAAUGAACCAAAAUUGAAUUGCCUGUAAUUGAGUUGGGUUAGAAGUCAAUAGCAAAAACGGACUAGUUGUAAUUAAGUUACAGAUAUCUGCCAUGAACAUUUCCUCUUGCAAGAAGUGAGCUGUUUGAUAUCAGGAACAUUUUGACUAAUGCGAAGUGAAUUGUUAUUAUCUUUACUUCGAAUUUCUGCUCAUCAAAAUUAUUGAUAAGCUGGCUUGGAAAUGAAACUAGUACAAUGUAAGUGUAGCUAGUGCAUGUGUACAAUUCAUGAUUCAAGAUUUAUGAAUAAUUUAAUAAUAAUAAUAAUUUAUAUUCAUAAUCAGCUUAUUAGAAACUUGAAAACUUAUAAAACUCAGAGUUAGUCUGAGCAGCAGUCUUAAUCUCAGGCUGCAGUCAUGAUUUAGUUCACGUGUAAAUGGACACAUGUUAAAGGGGACCAAUAAUGAGCUGAGCUGCACCCAUGAGGAAGAAUCACUUGAGCCGUCAUGUGAAUUAACCCAUUAACGUCCUUAUACUAUAUUUAGUAUAGUAAGUAACAGCCCUAUAGAUUAGGAGUAUCAGAUCUUAAUAAUUUUUCAUACAUACAUCGUUCAGACUCUUAUAAUACAGAUUUAAAAGGAAAAAUGAUAAUGAAUUAAUGAUAAUUCAGUGUGACAUUGUGCACGGUAUAGAGGCAUUUUAUAUUGAAUUUCUAUAGGGAUUUAAAUGGGAAUGAAAUGUUUGUUUAGACUCUCAAUCUUCUAUACCUACUUAAUAUCACUAACUCACACACACACACACACACACACACCUCACCAUCUCUGUCUUUUUCUUCCAAUCAGUGUGUCCGAUGGGUGGAGGAGCCACCAGGCUGUACAACGCCUUGACUCGGGCCCUCAGCAGCAGCUCUCCUCUCCCCCUCCCUUCAUCCCACCAGCCUGUCGACACAAACCUGGAUCCAGCUUUCAGCCAGGAGCAGGAAGCGUCCCCCGUAUGUCCCCUCGAUCCAGAAGAGUUGCUUCGACAGUGUGAGGAGGCCCUCAGGGACCGACAGCCUCGCCUCCACAGGAAGUUCACCCGCUUGAAUGAUGGAGCCAGCGCCCCCAGCAGCCCCAUCAGGGUGAUGCAGUGGAAUAUUCUGGCUCAAGCUUUGGGCGAGGGACUUGACAGUUUUGUCCAGUGUCCCCCGGAGGCCCUCAGCUGGUCCCGCAGGAAGUACCUCAUCUUAGAGGAGAUCCUCACAUACCGACCUCAUAUCCUGUGUCUACAGGAAGUUGACCACUACUAUGACACCCUGCAGCCAGUUCUGGCCGGCCUGGGUUACAGAAGCAGCUUUUGCCCUAAACCGUGGUCGCCGUGCCUGGAUGUGGAGGGCAACAACGGUCCUGACGGCUGCGCGCUGUUCGUCGAUCAGUCACGGUACGAGUGCCUGGACAGCGUGAACAUCCGGCUCUCUGCCAUGAGGAUUCCAACCAAUCAGGUUGCCGUGGUGAUGAUGCUGCAUUGUCGGAGUACAGGGAAGUGUGUGUGUGUGGCUGUGACCCACCUGAAGGCUCGUUCUGGCUGGGAGUGGCUCCGUAGCACGCAGGGCUCCGACCUCCUGCGACACCUUCAGAAUCUGGUCCAGAAACACAGCGACGAUCCUGCGGCUGCCCCCGGCUCCAACAUUCCUCUGAUCAUAUGUGGGGAUUUCAAUGCUGUCCCGACUGAGGAGGUGUACCACCGUUUCACCGCAUCGCCUCUGGGUUUGGACUCAGCCUAUAAGAAACUCAGUCCUGAUGGAUUGACUGAACCCGAGUACACAACAUGGAAGAUUCGACCCACAGGAGAAUGUUGCAGCACUCUGGACUACAUCUGGUACAGUCACGACACACUGAGAGUGGACGCAGUUUUGGACAUGCCCACUGAGGAACAGAUUGGGCCAAACAGGCUUCCAUCCUUUAGCUAUCCAUCUGAUCAUCUCUCUCUGGUUUGUGACUUUAGCUUCAAGUGAGAGUGACAGGAAAGUAAUGAUGCAGCACACAGCGAACAGAUGAUGCUCAGAAGUCGAGACUGGCUCCUGAUUGGCUUCGGUCAACAAGAAGCCGUGCAGAUGAGAUGCCAAGGGACAGAAGCCGCCUUCUGACUGGAUGGAAAAGUCAGUUAACUUGUAACGUAGAAGGAGCAGGAAACCACGCUGCAACAACAUAGUCUACCUCCCCGAGUCUAACAGUGGGCAGGUUUCCAUUACAGAUUUGCUCAAAAGCGAUAUUUUAAAAAUGUCGAUAAAACACAAUAGCAAGAUGACUGUG
Molecule: messenger RNA, 2421 nt
Organism: Plectropomus leopardus (leopard coralgrouper)
Lineage: Eukaryota; Metazoa; Chordata; Actinopteri; Perciformes; Serranidae
Source: RefSeq, a predicted model, not a curated record